AUGGCUUCGACAGCUGUUCAUCUGCCCUGGUCCCAUGAUCUUGUGGACUCGGAAAAGUUCAAAAUCCCUCUCGCUGAGAACCCUCAAAAUGUUCGAACUACGUUGACCUUCAGCAAAGAAAACGAAGACGGUUCUGCUCCACCUGCGAUGUACAUUGGGAAACCAGAAAGCUACAAUAGACCCAUCACCACCCUUCCUGCAACUAUCCAUGAUAUCAGCGGCCAUGAACUCGACUACACACUUGACAGCCAUGGAUUUCAAUUUUAUUACCACGAAAGCAAAAUGAAGGAAUUUUUUGAUGAGAAGAAGAUCAGAGCAGAGUACUAUCUAGAGACGGAGCGACUGCUCAAAGACGUCACGGGUGCCACUCGUUUCUGCGUCUUUGACCACACCAUCCGUCAAGCCUCAAAAGACUGGACUACUGAGAGAGAUGCCCGUGGUCCUGUCCAACGCGUCCACAUCGACUCAUCUUACGCCGGAGCUGCGGCCAGAGUCCGCUACCAUUUUCCUCAUGAGGCACCAGAACUCCUCAAGCACCGCUACCAGAUGAUCAGCGUCUGGCGUCCGAUCCAAACGAUCCUGAAGGACCCACUAGCGGUCGCGGAUGCACACUCCACGCCUGAAAGCGAUCUUUUCCCUGUCAAGAUUCAUUUCCCUGAUCGACAGGUGGAGGGGUGGGCUGUUAAAGCUGAUCCAAAAAUCAAGUGGUACUAUCGCUACAAACAACCGCCGGAGAUGGUCACUUUGAUCAAACUUUUUGAUUCUAAGGUUGACGGUAGGGCGAGACGGGUGCCGCAUACUGCUUUUGUUAACCCCGCGACAGAACAUGAGGCACCUAGGGCGAGUAUCGAGCUCAGAGCUCUCAUUUUUCACCCGGAUGAUCCUAAUUAA
Messenger RNA from Penicillium canariense, 891 nucleotides. RefSeq lists its product as uncharacterized. Bases 1 to 891 code for a protein of 296 amino acids. Gene Ontology annotation, molecular function: oxidoreductase activity. Lineage: Eukaryota; Fungi; Ascomycota; Eurotiomycetes; Eurotiales; Aspergillaceae. The record is from RefSeq and is a predicted model, not a curated record. The transcript is spliced from 2 exons.